Messenger RNA from Rhea pennata, 1613 nucleotides. RefSeq names its product shieldin complex subunit 3 (gene SHLD3). Gene Ontology annotation, biological process: positive regulation of isotype switching; positive regulation of double-strand break repair via nonhomologous end joining; negative regulation of double-strand break repair via homologous recombination. Bases 352 to 1101 code for a protein of 249 amino acids. The record is from RefSeq and is a predicted model, not a curated record. Lineage: Eukaryota; Metazoa; Chordata; Aves; Rheiformes; Rheidae. The transcript has 2 exons.
CUUAGUAUGGAAAAUUUGAGAUCUGAGACAACUUUUGAGAUGUCCUUAACUGGAAAAAAAAAUCGCUUUAAUAUUCAUCACAAAGAUAUGGCAAGAAUAAUGAUGGAUCUUAGUGGGUGGCAAGGAUGAGAUGACCCGCGCUGUAAUGACCAUGAGAUGAUAGUGAAAGGAAUACUCUUGGGAGGGACAGCAUUGAGCAAACUGUGUGCAUACAGGUCCCGUUUUCCACUGGUCUUUGCAGCACAAGGCAAGGAAAUUCUUGUAAAUAGGAUGUGUUUCAGUCUAGACUUAAGAAUCCUAAUCAAGAGACUGUUCCUUUUGUAAGAAUAACUGCAUACUCUCAGUGCAAGCAUGGAAAUGGUCUUGCAUUAUCGACCACACCAGACAGAUCUAAUAAAACUGCAAAAAUUUGCAGAAGCAGCAGUGAAGGAGUUUCCCAUUCGUCCGUUACCAAGAUUUACACCCUGGUUUCCAAAUAAUUUGUACAGACUUCCCCUCAAACCCAAAAGGCAGCCACCUGUUAUCUCUUGUGAGGAGGCAGAAGAACUGAAACAACUUUCUACAGCUUCAGAAUAUAUUGUAGGAUCUCCUGAUUAUGACUGCACAAAAAAUCUACUUGAGUUUCAGUCUAACAUCAGACACGGGCAGACUUCAAUCCAAGCUCAAACUGUCCACAGACCAAUUAACUUGGAGAACCAAGAAGAACCACCAUCUAACGGAAAACAAAAAUUGAAAAGGUCUUGGAGUGUCUCUCUCCCUAGCAUUAAGAUCAAAGAAGAGAUUCUUCCUUUGUCUCAAGAACUGCAGAAUAUUUUGGAAAGACUGAAACUGCAUGUAUUUCACAGAGCAAAGUGGACAAUCGAACAGUCUGUUUGUAAUGAUCAAACUUUGGAGGACAUCUGGAUAAAACUGAAUAGGCUCAUCAAACAGAAUGAGUUGCCAUCUUGCAAUGCUACAAUCCAAAGAUCGGUGGGACAGAUAUGGAUUUUCUGUGAUAUAUUAUACUGUGAAUAUAUUAGAAAUAUUCUUAGGGAAAGGCUAAGCCUUACUGAUAAAAUGAAUUUGCUUGUGCAUAAAUUUGGAGUUAUUUUUAGGUUAUAAUUUUAAGAUAGAGUUCCACAAUAAUAUUGCUGUCUGAAGAACUAGAAUUUUUAAGCAGCUUAGAAAAUACAGACUUUGGAACAACCAAUGAAUUAAAGAUCAGGGAACUAUUUAAUAUUAUUUUGCUACAUGUUUUCUUUAUUUAACUUUAUUUGACCAGAGAUCUUAUGAGUGCUUCUAUUAAUAUAUUUCUAUUUGGUUUAGAACUAUAUUUAUGCAGCUUUUCUCUACAUCAGAUGUCUAGGAAAAAAAGUCUGUUGUCUGGACUGUAAUGGCAAGCUGUGUUGGAUAAUAAAAGUUAUACUUUCAGUCAAGUCAAGUACUUCCUCACUGUGCUGUUUUGGUUGAAAUUAGAAGAAGGAAAAGAUGUUUUAAAGUGAGCUGUUAUUAUCUCUGUAAAGAACUUCUUUUUUUUUUGCCCCCUGCCAAGAUUGUCAAGAUCUGAGUAUUUCCUGGAAGUAGUAUGAAGGAAUUGAAAUUAAAUACAUGAAAUAAAAGCUUUAAAUACAAAA